Messenger RNA from Tinamus guttatus (white-throated tinamou), 767 nucleotides. Its product is annotated as pikachurin-like. Lineage: Eukaryota; Metazoa; Chordata; Aves; Tinamiformes; Tinamidae. The record is from RefSeq and is a predicted model, not a curated record.
UCUUGAAUGACCGGACAGUAGAUGUGAAAGAGGAUUUCACUUUUGGAAUCAACUUAGAAAAUGCUGCCCAUCCCUGCCUGAGCUCCCUGUGUGCAAAUGGAGGCAGCUGUGUUCCCAAAAAGGACACCUACAAAUGUGAUUGCCCUCUAGGCUUUGAUGGGCAGCACUGCCAAAAAGAGUGUGGAAAUUACUGCCUAAACAGCAUUACAGAAGCAAUUGAAAUACCACAGUUUAUUGGUCGCAGUUACCUCACGUAUGAUAAUCCAGAUAUCCUGAAAAGGGUAUCAGGAUCAAGAACAAAUGUCUUUAUGAGGUUUAAAACCACAAUGAAGGAAGGUCUUUUGAUGUGGAGGGGAGACAGUCCCAUGCGACCUAAUAGUGAUUUCAUUUCUCUAGGCCUUCAAGAAGGAGCAUUAAUAUUCAGCUAUAAUUUGGGCAGUAGAAUUGCAGCCAUAACAGUGAAUGGCUCUUUCAGCGAUGGCCGGUGGCACAGAGUCAAGGCUGUUCGAGAUGGCCAGUCUGGCAAAGUAACAGUGGAUGAUUAUGGUGCCAGGACUGGCAAAUCCCCUGGGAAGAUGAGGCAGUUGAACAUCAACGGGGUUCUCUAUAUAGGUGGGAUGAAGGAGAUCACGCUGCACACCAACAGGCAGUACCUGCGGGGCCUUGUGGGAUGCAUCUCCCACCUCACACUCUCCAUGGAUUAUCACAGCUCGCUCGUGGAGGAUGCAGCUGAUGGGAAGAAUAUCAACAUGUGUGGGACCAAGUGA